This is a messenger RNA of Macrobrachium nipponense, 1943 nucleotides long. RefSeq names its product DET1- and DDB1-associated protein 1-like. The transcript is spliced from 4 exons. NCBI's taxonomy places the organism in Eukaryota, Metazoa, Arthropoda, Malacostraca, Decapoda, Palaemonidae. The record is from RefSeq and is a predicted model, not a curated record. Gene Ontology annotation, biological process: positive regulation of proteasomal ubiquitin-dependent protein catabolic process. The coding region runs from base 148 to 453 and encodes 101 amino acids. Gene Ontology annotation, cellular component: Cul4-RING E3 ubiquitin ligase complex.
UUUCACUUUGAAUGUAUCGAUAAUUUGAUUUGCGUAGUAUUAUAUCUCAAAGUACCUAGCUGAGACAAAAGUGUCGAAACAGACGACAACAUUUCCGUACUAUAGAUUAGCGUAGUACGAACACUCACAACCAAUACUAGCAACAACAUGGCGUCGUCAUUCUUGAAAGGCCUUCCUGUAUAUAAUGAAAAGAACUUCAGUAGGUUUCAAGGGGACCCAAAUGGACGCUCCUCCUUCAAGAAACCGCCUGUGUAUCUUCCUGUUAAAGACAAUCCAGACUCUCAAGAAAUCGUGACAGAGAAGACAAAUAUCCUUUUGAGGUACCUUCAUCAACAGUGGGAGAAAAAGUGCCCUAAGAAAAAGCGAGAAACUGGUGCUGGCAACAAUGAGGAAGAAGCCCCACGCAAUAAACGUCCACGCCUUGAACCGGGCCCCUCCACUGACUCGCCGUAGCUGCUUCAUGCACAUAAUUGUGAAUAGACUGUUAAAGGGAUUAAGGAUUAAGUGGUUACUUAGUUGUGGUAAAGCCCCUUUUAUUCCAAUUUGAGGCUGAAAUCUUGAUCAUUCCGUUGAUGGAAGGUUAACGUUCGGACCUGUAGAAUACAGUUUUCUUUUAAGUAAUAUUUUCCCUAUUUUGAUUCAAGGGGCAAAGUGAACCAAUAUUAUUGUCAGUGAAAGUGUUUUAUGUUAAAGGCAAAGAAAGAUUGCCAACAAAAUUAUUCUAUGGAAAAGAGAAUACGUAGCAAUUUUAACUCGACAAGUUGAUUUGUAAGAAUUUCAGAGUGAGACUUUUUGUAGUCAGAAUAAUUUUGUGUAUUUUCAAUGCUUGUCUUCCUCUGCUACUAAUUGCUUUUAUGUUUAACUAAAGAAUUUCCUGUUGAUAACUUUAAAAAAAGCAAUACACCAAUAGGGAGGAAAGAUUUUUUGAUGACUGUAUUUGAAAUUUGAUGGAAAUGUAGUGGUAAUGUGUUUUUCUGUUCUUCGUGUACAGAAAUCCUUUCAUUGAUUUUAAGUUUAUAUAAUACUAUUUAAUUUGUGUUACAAAGAACAUGUAUCUUGUUUGUCCUUGUUUUCCUGUUUCAUUUGUUUUCCCUUCUCAUAGAAUUGACAUUUAGUUGCAAUGUGUGUAUAGUAGGAAGGAUAGCUUGGGAAUGAGAAGUCAUAUAACUGAUUAAAGCUGUAUAGAAAAUGCUGCUUUCAAUCUGAUGAACUAGACAAUGGCUGUCAUUGGGUAUAUAUAUAUAUAUAUUAUGUAAAAUUUUGUUUUCAGUUUGAAUGCCAUGCAAAAAUUGUCCUUUUGAUUUGCUUUGAUACUCUCCAUGAUGCAGGAUUUUAUACAGUUUCAACCAGGAACUAUAUUUUUGCUACUCCUAAUGAUGUAUGAAGGAAUUAUAUUUCCAUAUGCACUAUACAGUACAGUAUAUAUAUAAUGCCCCAGUCUGAGUGACAUACUGUAGUUGCUUUGGAGUGGGAAGCUUCCUAGGAUUUCAUUCUGCAGUUUGUGUGUGCAUGGAUUCCUUAAAAUGCAGAGAAGUAUCAUGUAUCCAGACCUGAGCUUCCAUGCCAUGGGGAGCAAGGUUUAAAUUGUAACUGGAAUUGUAUGUAUGUUUUAUAAUGCGUUAGGUAAUGCAGACAUAGAGUAAGUACAUUGAGUGCUUCACUGUUUUAUUUACCAAAAACAUAAUCAUCCAGAGUUAAAUGUUGGCAUGCUCUUAUAGCAGUGAGCAUUGUUUUGUCUAAUAUUACUUAGUGUUGUCUAGAUUUUGUGUAUAUUUGUUUUUCUUUUUGUUUAAAGCCAAUAGUGUUUGUCAUGUAGAUGCCCAGUGUGGUAAGAGUGGAAUGAACUGCUGUACCCAUUGUUUUUGUGAAGACAUUUCAAAGGAAGAGAGUUUGUUUGGAUUCCCUCCUGGUGAGUCAAUGUGAAUAAAAUUGUAUUAAUUUUG